AUGUCUCUUUACGGCGACUUACCUCCUCCUACACAUUCAACGCCCAGUACCGACAAAGAGGAAACGCAACAAUCCGCACUAGAAACGCAAUCUACGAGUUCGAAAACUUCAAAAUCUGCUCUUCCAGUAAUGAAUCCAACUCAAAAUCAAAUCACUCACCUGAAUAACAUUUCGACACGAACGAAAUACGUGUGCCGAAAAUGGGUUUUAUCAGUUGGUUGGACUCCAGGGACUUUACGUUUUAUGCCUACUAUUCAGAGGAAACCUGUUAUUCAAGCAAAGCCAAAACUUAUUCCCAAGGCCUCUGUAACUUCUCCAAACCCUCCCACCGUAUCGACUUCUUCUUCAAGCCAAAACAACGCUCCAACUUCUAAUCUAAACAGUGUCAUAUCAACUCCUCCUCCCACUACUACUGUCUCUACUGAUAGUGAGCCUAUCGCCACGCCUAGUUCUACGUCAAUUUCUUCUCCAAAACAAUUUUUAGGUUCCGACGACGUUAAUGAUUAUAAAACCCAUGUGAAUAACCAACGCAAUCAACGUAGCGCUUUUGAAAAA
Messenger RNA from Racocetra persica, 555 nucleotides. The record is from the annotation of a GenBank genome assembly. NCBI's taxonomy places the organism in Eukaryota, Fungi, Glomeromycota, Glomeromycetes, Diversisporales, Gigasporaceae.